CUCCUUCCCCACUCUCGGACAGAGCCGAGUCCGGAAGGGACGUGCCACCCCAGCUCUCCGCGGACCCCCAGCCCCCGCCCCCGCGCCCAUGGCCGCACUGGGACCCCGCACCUUACAAGCUAUUUGUGGCGGUUGCUGCUGCCUCCUCCUGUGUGCCCAGCUCGCCGUGGCUGGUAAAGGAGCUCGAGGCUUUGGGCGGGGCGCACUCUUUCGCAUGAACUUUGGGCCAGCUGUCGUAGGGGGCUGCAAACACCUGAAGCUCUGCGAGCACUGUGUGCAGAGCCAACGGGCUCACAACCUCUCUGGCUGCGUGUGGGAGCAGUGUCAUCAGGAGCCAGGACACUGCGUGGCCCCAGCUGAGGCCGUCAAGGAAGGUUGCUCCGUCUACAACCACUCAGCGUCCUGUCCAGCUGCCCACCACCACCCUACCUAUGAGCCGAAGAUGGUCACAACAGGGAGCCCCCUAGUCCCCGAGGGCAGUGGACCUGACUUUGACAGUGCCAGCUUCGUGGGGGGCAUCAUCCUGGUGCUGAGCGUGCAGACAAUGAUCUUCUUCAUGCUGCGCUUCCUCAAGGCCAAGAACAACCCGUACGAGUCUCUACACUGAGGCUCUUUCGGCCUGGACUCUCCACUGAGGGAAGAGGAUGACGAGAGGCCAGCCCACUGCGGGCGUGGGGGUGGGGUGCUCUGACCCCUGAUUCCUGGCCGCGCUGGGCACUGGCAGGCUCCACUCCUGCUCUCUGGCCACCUCCCCUGUCAGGGGGCCUGCAGCCCCCCUCAAGCUCCUGCUGCCUCAUCCAUCUUCCCUCCAGGGGUCUCUGCCUGGCCUGGCUCUGAGGCUCCCUGCCCUUCAAUAAAGGAUCUCUUUCCA
This is a messenger RNA of Sorex araneus (European shrew), 871 nucleotides long. It is a transcript of the gene CD164L2, whose product is annotated as CD164 molecule like 2. The transcript has 6 exons. Lineage: Eukaryota; Metazoa; Chordata; Mammalia; Eulipotyphla; Soricidae. The record is from RefSeq and is a predicted model, not a curated record. Gene Ontology annotation, cellular component: cytoplasmic vesicle. Bases 89 to 607 code for a protein of 172 amino acids.